Messenger RNA from Prunus armeniaca (apricot), 1317 nucleotides. NCBI's taxonomy places the organism in Eukaryota, Viridiplantae, Streptophyta, Magnoliopsida, Rosales, Rosaceae. The record is from the annotation of a GenBank genome assembly.
AUGGCCGACAAGUACGGACCAAUCUUCACAAUCAAGCUAGGCGUGCACCGAGCUCUUGUUGUAAGCAACUGGGAAACAGCCAAAGAGUUCUUCACCACCAAUGACAAAAACUUUGCCACCCGCCCUAAAUUUUUGGCUGCAGAGAUCAUGGGCUAUGACUAUGCCAUGUUUGGUUUUAGUCCCUACGGCCCUUAUUGGCGGCAGAUGCGCAAGAUAGCAACCGUGGAGCUCCUCUCAAACCACAGGUUGCAGUUGCUCAAGCGCGUGCUUGGAUAUGAGGUUCAAGCUUGUACAAAACAUAUAUAUGAUUUGUGGGAGGAAAACAAAGGUAGGUCAGAGAAAGUGUUGGUGGAGAUGAAUAGGUGGUUUGGAGACGUGACUUUGAACGUCAUGUUCAGGAUGGUUGUGGGGAAACGAUUUCUUGGGGCAAAAACAAAGCAAGAGGAGGAAGAGAACGAGAGGUGUCGAAAGGGGUUGAGGGAUUUUUUCAAAUUGGGGGGUGAGUUUGUGAUCUCGGAUGCACUUCCGUUUCUUAGCACAAGCAAAAGAAGUAAUCGUGGGAAUGCAAAGGCUGAGCAUGACUUCAUGGACAUGAUGCUUUCUGUUUUCCUAGAGAUAAAGGCAGAGGACAUUCCAGCUUCUACUAGUACAUCUGCUGAUACAAUCAACAAAGCUACUUGUCUGGCUCUUAUUUUAGGAGGAACAGACACCACAACAGUGACAUUAACAUGGGCUUUUUCUUUACUAUUGAACAACCGUGAAGCCUUAAGGAAGGCUCAACAUGAAUUAGACAAGCAUGUUGGUCGGGAAAGGCAAGUGAAGGAAACAGAUGUAAAAAACCUAGUUUAUCUCCAAGCCAUUGUCAAAGAGACCAUGCGACUAUAUCCAGCUGCACCACUUUCUGUGCCACAUGAAUGCAUGGAAGAUUGCACUGUGGCAAACUAUCAUGUAAAGGCCGGGACGCGCCUUCUAGUCAAUCUUUCCAAGAUUCAGCGAGAUCCAAAUGUUUGGGUCGACCCUGACCAAUUCCAACCAGAAAGAUUUCUUACAACUCACAAGGAUUUUGAUGUUCGAGGCCAGAAGUUCAUGCCAUUUGGAAGUGGUAGGAGAAUAUGCCCCGGAAUUUCUCUGGCUCUUCAAGUUGUACAACUUACGCUGGCUCAUUUGUUACAUGGGUUUGAAAUUGCAACUCCAUCAGGUUCAGAUGAACCAAUCGAUAUGGGUGAAACGCUUGGAAUGACCAACAUGAAGGCCACUCCAGUUGAGGUUCUUCUCACCCCACGCCUUCGUGCUCAUCUUUAUGAAUGUGUUGAUUAG